GGCACAACGCAGCACUUCAUGCAAAAGAUGUACAUUCGUUAGCAUUGACGAACAUUAAGUCUGAUUAUCCGACCAUACCGCUAAAAAUAUUUUUACUACUUUAUACUAAUUGCGGACAAAAAGGACUUUCCCCAACAACGCGCAACCUCAACCGUGUCGCCCCUCUCGGCGCCUAAACACAAAGACCGCCCGACAAAGCUGCAGCUACCAAGGCACCCGGACCGACUUGUACUGUUUUCGGUGGUUGGCCCCGUCUUACCUACGACUUCUCAGAGGAGUCCGUCCAGUUUGUGUAGCCCCUGAAUCCAAACAAGACCUUCAAGUCCCAUUCGACUACUUCGGCGUCAACGACCACAUUCGCCAGUCGCAUCCGACGCGGAACUCCCGAAACUGCCUCGUAUCAUACCGACGACGAUAAUCUUGAUUAGAAUCUCGCGACAAAAUGGCACAGUCAGGGACCGGGGCAUACAACAACCCCUUGAAGAAAUUCAAGUUGGUGUUUUUGGGUGAACAGAGCGUCGGCAAGACUUCUCUGAUCACUCGAUUCAUGUACGACUCUUUCGACGGCAUGUACCAAGCUACUAUCGGAAUCGACUUUCUCUCCAAGGCAAGCAAGCCACCGCGCACCCCACCGAUCAAGCGAAUCCUCAGCUGGCACAGCGAUCGACCAACCAUGUACUUGGAAGACAGGACGGUGCGGCUACAGCUAUGGGAUACGGCAGGCCAAGAGAGGUUCAGGAGUCUGAUUCCCUCCUACAUUCGCGACUCGAGUGUAGCCGUGGUGGUCUAUGAUAUAUCAAAUGCGAAAUCUUUCCAGAACACACGAAAAUGGAUAGACGAUGUGCGGGCGGAAAGAGGCAACGAUGUUAUCAUUGUCUUGGUCGGCAACAAGACAGACUUGAACGACAAGCGCGAGGUUACGACACAGCAAGGCGAGGAAGAGGCCAAGAAGAACAACCUGAUGUUUAUCGAGACCAGCGCCAAGGUUGGCCAUAAUGUUCAGCCGCUAUUUAAAAGGAUAGCACGCUCCCUGCCAGGCAUGGAGGGUACCGAGGCGGCGCAACAGGCUGCCAGUCAAAUGAUCGAUGUCAAGACAAACAACACACAGGCGCAACAGGAAGGAUGCGCCUGCUAAGAUGGACUGACGUCGUCAGAUUCAGUUCUUUUCUUUUCCUUUUUUUUUUUCUCUCGAUACAUGAAGGCGACAUGCUUAUGGGAAGGUAAUUUUUGCUGGCCAUUGUUAAGACUAAGUAUCUGCCAGAAGUAAGUAGUGUUGUAUAAUAACAAAGAAUGAUACUAUGGGGCUAUGGGGCCAUGAAUGAUGAAAAUGGGCUCUCUCGGGUGGUUUUUAUUCUGCGCUCGGUCCUUGAAGCUAUAACUACCAUAUAGGUACCUAUGCACCUAAUACAUCAUUUCACUUGACA
Molecule: messenger RNA, 1424 nt
Organism: Pyricularia grisea
Lineage: Eukaryota; Fungi; Ascomycota; Sordariomycetes; Magnaporthales; Pyriculariaceae
Exons: 6
Coding region: 443-1135 (230 amino acids)
Molecular function (GO): GTP binding; GTPase activity
Source: RefSeq, a predicted model, not a curated record